AUUGCACAUAAAUGAAUCGCACCGCAUACCAUGAUUCAUUCUGCACGCCAACCAAUUUCACAUUGGCUGUCUAACGGCUGAUUGGUUGAGGUGGCUUGGCGUAGUUUGGGUGUUCGAAACUAUCGGAACAUACUCGACUGAGGAAAUGUUGACCGACGACAGCUUUUCACUAUCUAUUACACCAAAGGAUGUGCUUUAUCUUAGACUUCAUAGACGUACAGACAGCGGUGUAGCCGGUGGAAACGCAGUUAUUGAUCUGCACAAUGAGGGAAAGUGCAAAUUACACUACAAGCUGGAGUCCAAUGUACCCGAAUUGUACUAUUUCAAACCUCGAUAUGGCUGCCUCGAUCCGGGGCAAGAAGCUAAGGUUAUUGUGUAUUCACUCUCGUACGAUCUUCCUCAUCCGUCAACCGGUAAGCAAGAGAUACUAGUUAGAAGCAUGAUAGCGAAGAACGCAAAAGAUGAGGGCUUAAGCCAACUGUGGGAGAAUACCAACCCAACACAAAUUCGGACACACAGACUAAAAUGCAUUCCUUUCGAGAAUGGGGAACUGUUUAUGGAACCGAACCGCGAGCUUAUGUUUGAAGGUCCAUUCGAUUUACCGUUUUCGUCCACAAUCCACCUGACUAACCGAUCCAUCGACUGCAUACAAUUUGAUACACUAACAUCGUCUACUGACCUUGUAGUUUUUCCACCCGAUGGAUUCAUAUGGCCAUAUAACGAAAUGGAUUUGAUUGUCAUUCGGAAACCACUGAAAGCAGGUGAUAACAAUGCAACCAGCGAAUCAAUCAAAAUACAAACAGCAAUGUUUCCGAUCGAUAGACCGCAACCUACAUGGGAAAUGUGGUCCGCCGCCCCGAAAAAGGAAACAAUAAUCAAGUGUGUGUACAACACACGAGAAACCUCACCGUCUGUCACAGAUUUCCAAGCAAUGAAAAACGCUCUUCAGGCUGUUGAAUCUGUCAAGAGCAAUUAACGCACCGCCUUGGAAGAUUCGAUGCACUAAAUUAAGGCAACUAUUAUGUUUUAUUUGUUGGGCACCUCCCACCUGCUCCCUUCGAGUACUUUGUGUAAAUGUUAAAAAUCACCUCUGCGUUGAUUUUUCUCAAAAAUCCCGAGUGUUUUACUGCAUUAACUCAACUUUCCACAACAUUUCAAAUGCAAUGAUU
This is a messenger RNA of Dicrocoelium dendriticum, 1169 nucleotides long. Lineage: Eukaryota; Metazoa; Platyhelminthes; Trematoda; Plagiorchiida; Dicrocoeliidae. The record is from the annotation of a GenBank genome assembly.